Messenger RNA from Procambarus clarkii (red swamp crayfish), 2311 nucleotides. The record is from RefSeq and is a predicted model, not a curated record. NCBI's taxonomy places the organism in Eukaryota, Metazoa, Arthropoda, Malacostraca, Decapoda, Cambaridae.
GAACCAGAGUGUACGAAGUAGUUGUUUACCUCAGGGACGUACGAAUCGACGGACCUCGGCAGGGUGCGCUCAGACGGGCUGUGUAAACCAGAGCAAAGUUGCCACCAGUAAACCCAGCAACCUACCUCUUCAGGAAGGGGUAAACCGCAGAGGGAGUAGGAGUGGACUUCAUGAUGCAGGUGGCUGUUGUGGGAAGCAAGGUGGUGGCGUUGGGGUGUGGGACGAGGUCGUGGUACCCUGUGGCCCAAGCAACGGCAGCCUUAGCCGGACUCCAGACUGUCAGAUGGAGAAAACCAAGAUGGCUUCCUCCAGCCAAGAGCAAAAUGUUCAAGGUUCCUCCACGUGUAACUGUUCCUGAGGAGGAAGAAAUCGAGAUGAAACGCUUAUACAACAUAUACCGAACUCAAGUUAAGGCAGUCAGGUACUGUAGUGCUUAUUUAUUUAUUUAUUUAUUUUGUAAUCUAUUUAUUUUGAUAACCUUUUUGAAACAGAGUGCAGAAGAAGAGGCCGAACAUCAGUACCUCAUGGAAUACAACCAUCAAGAGAAUUUAAGAGUGGCAGCAUUGAGAGAGGAAAGGGUUAAAAUGGAGUUUGAAGCAGAUUUGGCUCGGAUUGAAGUUUCUAGAGAGAAACUAGCAAAGAAAACUCUGGAGGCUGAGGAAGAAGCACUACGGAUUAUUACUGAGACGCAGGAGUUGGUGAAGACUUUCAUCAAGCAGGAGGAUUUGGAAAAAGCCAUUGAAACUGCUUUGGCGAACCCAGUUGAUUAUAACUAUGCCAUUGACCAGGAGGGCCACAUAUUCCGUGGAAGCAAAACAAGACCUGGAGAUAUUGCUAAAGAAGACUGGGAAAAGCUUAUAAGUGUGGCACAGUAAUAACAAAGUUGGUUUUGUGUAGUGGGGACAGCACUAUGUCCCCACUUGUGAUAUCAGCUUGAAAUCACUUGUCGAUACUUUGUGAAAGAUGUACAGGAUGAGGUGUAUAUGAUCAACCACCAUUGAAGGCUGUUAAUCCUAAUGGUAAAUUGCCUUGUAACAGUGCUAUGAACUAGUGUCCAUCAGACUUUGUGUUGGAUAACAUUUAUCACUUGCCAUUUUAAAAGCUACAAUGAAGUACCAUAAAUGUUCAAGUUAUUCAAUAUAUAAGACUUUAAUAUUCAUCUGAUGAAAUUUGAAGCAUAGUUCAUGAUAAUGUUUUGUAUAAUAUUUAUAUAUUGUAUAAUUUUGUAUAUAUGGUCUGGUCAACUCGCCUGUUAGACUGCUGCCCACAAUUUGACACAUGAAUAUUAAUGUUUUGUAUAAUGGCUAAGUCAAGGUGUGCAAUGUUUACAUUUCGGUGUGCUUUAGACAAUUAGUACUGUACUUUUAUCUUUACCAGGAAUAAAUUGUAUGAAAAUUUUGCAUUCUAAGGUAAUGAAUAAUUAUUUUUCUGAUCUUGUUUACUCUACAAGAACACAAAGGAAAUUGAGAUUAUACUGUACUUAUUUUGAGAAACGGACAGCCAGGGGUAAAACCCAGGUAGGUACAACCCAACCUGGGUUUUACCCCUGGCUGUCCGCUUCUCAAAAUAAGUACUGUACAGUAUAAUCUCUUAUUUCCUGUGUGCUCUUGUGGAGUAAACAAGAUCAGAAAAAAUAAUUAUUCAUUACCUUAGAAUACAAUUUAUUCCUGGUAAAGAUAAAAGUACAGUACUAAUUGUCUAAAGCACACCGAAAUGUAAACAUUGCACACCUUGACUUAGCCAUUAUACAAAACAUUAAUAUUCAUGUGUCAAAUUGUGGGCAGCAGUCUAACAGGCGAGUUGACCAGACCAUCAGCCAGGCCGUAGACCUGGCUGUAUGGUCAAAGAUCCUCGGAACCACCUCAAGGUAACCCAAAGGCAAGGAUCUAAAUCUAAGGCGAGUUGCACCUUCAGUGAAACUGGUAGGAUUUUUCCUACAUUUAAGUUAGUCUGCUGUAACCUCUUAAUACGAACAUGGGUACAAUACCGAAUAAUUGUUCAAAGUUGUUUAUAUAAACGGACAUAAAAAGCAGAGAAUGUACAUAAUUUUAAUUCUUUAUAAUAGGCAAACUUAUUGAAGUCUAUACUGUCUGUACCAAUGUCUUGGUGGUAAUGUACUUGGGUUCACUAAAUUUGUGAGUUAAUAGGCAUAUUAGGGCAUUAAGGCAUUUAAACAUUGGCAGAUAUUUUUGUGCUGUUUGUAUACAGUGUUCCUCAGUAGAGACGUGUUGAAUAGGUAACUAUGAAUAAUAUGUUUCACUGAUAAACAAUAAUUCGGUGGCAGUAGUUGUCCAAUAAAAGAUGAAAACUC